CAGCGAGUCAUGGGGCACACCGCGCUGAGAUGAAGAAAUGGGGAGGCUGUUUCUUUAAAAUGAGCAACGUUUUAGAUCGUUACAUAGAUCUAGGACUCGGCUGGCCGCCGCCGCGCAGGAUGGCCGCGUAGCGUUUUCCUGCAGGAUGAAAGCGAGCCGCAGAGGCCGGCGCGGGUGGCUGGGGACCCUGCUCGCCGUCUGCCUGGCCGCCCUCCCCGGCAGCAGCGCCUGUCCCCGGCUCUGCGCCUGCUACGGCCCCACCGAGGUGCACUGCACGUUCCGGUACUUCACGGCCGUCCCACCGCACAUCCCGCCCAACGUGGAGCGCAUCAACCUGGGUUACAACAGCUUGCUUAAACUGACGGAAACAGAUUUUUCUGGCCUGGAGAAACUGGAGUUACUGAUGCUGCACAGCAAUGAGAUAAAUACAAUCCCUGAUAAGGUGUUCAGUGAUUUAGAUUCAUUACAGGUCUUAAAAAUGAGUUAUAACAAGGUCAGAGUACUUCAGCAGGAUGUUUUUUAUGGUCUAAAGAGCUUGGUGCGGUUGCAUAUGGACCACAAUAAAAUUGAAUUUGUAAAUCCCAACAUUUUCUAUGGACUCACAUCGCUGAGGUUGGUCCACUUGGAAGGAAAUUUACUUAAGCAGCUUCAUCCAGAUACUUUCGUCACCUUGCGCUAUAGCCAAAUAUUUAAAAUAUCCUUCAUGAAGCACAUAUAUUUGUCUGACAAUCUGUUGACUUCACUACCACAAGAAAUGUUUUCCUACAUGCCUGAGCUAGAGAGCAUUUACCUUCACGGAAACCCGUGGUCCUGUGAUUGCAAUCUACAGUGGUUUGCAGAGUGGGCACAAGGGAGACCAGACGUUACGAAGUGCAAAAAAGACAGAAGUUCCGGUGCUCAGCAAUGCCCAGUUUGUGCUAGUCCCAAAAAUCAUAAAGGGAGGAGCAUAGUGGAUAUUCCUUCUGCAUCUUUAACCUGCACUAAGCCAGCUAUACAUGACUCCCUGAAAGUUAAAAACCUCACGGUGCCAGAUGAUGGGGAUUUCAGCUCUGUAUCUCCCAAGGACUUCAUAGCUCCUAUAGGAUCCGUGGUCUUGAACAUGACUGACCAAGCAGGAAGUCGAGGUAACUUGGUUUGCAACAUCCAAAAACCUAAAGAAGUGUCUCCCAUCUCAUUUGACAAAGACGGCAACAAUACAGUACUCAGAACAUCAUUCUCAGCAUUUCUUGUGUGUGGCAUUGAUUAUGAACAUAUUCAGCAGCUAUGGAGCAUACUAGCACUGUACAGUAAUUCUCCCUUGAAGCUGGAAAGGAGUGUCCUAGAAACCAAUACGCCUUUUAUUAGUUACAAAUAUAAGCAAAUCUACUCUGAAAAAGAUGAAAUUUUUACCAAUAUAGAGACCGACCUGAGAGCUGAACCGUCCUGGUUAAUGCAAAGCCGAGUGGCAUUACAGCUAGACAGGACUGCAACCACACUGAACACACUGCACAUCCGAUACUUUACGGAUGCCCAAAUUAUUUUGCCCAGUGCUGACAAAAACCAGGUGAGAAAUAACUGGACCAUCAUCUCCAGAGACAACAAAACACGAACAGAGCACACUGUUCUAGUCGGGGGGACUGUAGAAUUGGAGUGCCAAGCAAUUGGAGAACCAGCUCCUGUGAUAGAGUGGAUCUUGGCUGAUGGGAGCAAAGUCAGAGCUCCCUAUAUCAGUGAGGAUGGAAGAAUCGUAGUACUCAAAACUGGAGCAUUCACGUUACGGACAGCUGAUACUUUUGACACUGGGCUGUAUCACUGCAUAGGCACAAAUUACAACGAUGCAGAUGCUCUCACAUUUAGAAUUACUGUGGUCGAUCCGCACGUGGAACACAACAGCGUAAAUGGAGCCCAACUUUCCACGUUUGUUGGCAGCACGCUCUACCUUCCCUGUACAUCCGCUGCUGUUCCAGACGCUGCCGUUAGCUGGGUGUUACCUGACCAUGAGAUUCUUCAUCAUUCUGUAAGAAACAAACAUAUUUUUGACAACGGUACCUUGAGAAUACAAGGGGUAACAGAGCGAGACAGUGGCUACUUUAGAUGUGUUGCAGCCAACCAGUAUGGUGUUGAUCUUUUGGUUUUCCGGGUGUUGGUCACAAAGGACCAAACCACUCUAAAAAAGAAGGAUGUAGCUGGGGGAGGAUGGGACGAGGGCGAUGGCUCUGGCAAUGCAGUGCUGGGCUCUGCUGCAGCACAGCAAUAUCCUUCGGCUACUCCAGCUACCCUGACAGCUAACCGGGAAUCUGCUGCCUCAGCAUCCAGAAACCGGGGCGCACAGACUGCACAUAAAAGGACCAGCUACGGGAAGGUGACUUACAGGCACUACAGGGACAAAACAAGCAGGCGGUUUAGAGGACACAGGAGACAGUUUGUUUCCUCAGCCAGGAGAGUCGAUCCACAGCACUGGGCAGCCUUUUUGGAAAAAACAAAGAGGAACUCGAAAGAAAAGCAAGAAGUUGUAACGAAAGCACCUAUUCAAAUCCACAAACUGUCAGAAGUACCUGUGGAUGAGGAGGAAACAUCUGGUGAUCUCUCAUCUCCAGAAGAAGAAUUCAUGAUACCGGUAACAGAGACCGCCACUCCGGGGAAGGGGAAGGAAAGCGUGGUAACUGCAGGGCCCGAGAGGGCCACAAGUAACACUCCUGCGAGGAAAACCUCUCUCCUGGUUGCAGAGGCAGUAACUCCCCUACCCUCUCCUUCACAGUCUGUGCCAUCUGACAGCAGAACGCCACAAACAUACCUAAAACCUACAAUUACAAACUCACGGGAAAAAUCUGAUUCAAGUCAAGUAUCAGCAAAUGGUAUAAAACAAUCAACUGUAUCAGAUGGAGCGAGUAGAACAUCUACGCUCUUCCCUGAUGGGCUAAGGUUGGUAUAUUCUGGGGACAGUAAUAACCAUCAUUUAAAAUCUGUAUCUACAACAGCCAUGACAGACGUUACGGACACCAGCAAAUCUGUAACUUCCCAAAACGCAGUGGACAAGCUGCACGUUUUUACCGAGUCUGUUGAUAGGAUUUCCACCAAAAUGGAUCACCGGGUAUCUGUAGCGACAGUUAGUGAACCAAGUCCUCAAUCUGGUCACAUUGAUUCUCAUAACAUUCAGAAACAAGUAACUCCUAAGCCACCGUUGGCCUCAGCUAUCAUUACUCAUCAGCAAACUCAGAUUAAUCAGGAUGUUACAACUCACACACCCCAGGCCCGGCAGCAAUAUGGAAGACGAAGGAAAAUUUCUGGUAGGAGACGAAUUGUUAGACCAGGACGUAUUCCAAGCGUGAAAGAGCACAGAUACAAUUUUGGGAGGCCAGGAUCUGUCAGAGGAAGUACGGCUAUGGCUGCAGACGUUCAACUGAAUACGAAAGAUGUAUCAAAUUUACCAACUUUAAACAGUUUAAGCAGCUCCAUCAACCCGUUUAGCCCCGAAGCACCUCUGUCCUCCCCCUCUAACAUGAAUAUGCCAUUGGAGCACCCAGCAGGUACUCAUCAAAACACAGCAUUCCUCGGGGAAGAGGAAGAUGAACCUAGGGCCAGGCAAAAAGCUACUACGACAGUCAUGCCUUUCAUUACAAAGGGCACCCAAGGUACUCCUCAAUGGAAAGUAGAGAGCAGUGCUCCAUUUCAGACAGAUACUGGUAGAAUCCAACCUUUUAGCGUCAGACUACCAACACCAGCGACCCACACAGCUCCUACUGCUACAGAAGUUCCACAUACCGUAAGCACUGAGCUGUCUUCUACCCCUGAAUCAGUCUCACCCAGCAUUAAGCCUAGAACCUCACCAAAAAAUUCUCCAAAAGGGGAAAUUACUUGGGAACGUCUCUUUGGAAAUGGUGCACAGAAAGAGGUUCUGAAGAAGCUAGCAAAACAACAGACAGGUGCGUUUCCAGCAACAGAGGUAUCGACCGUGCUUCCUAAAACUACGGCAGCAUUGUCUACGUCCAGACUGUCCCCUUUGCACUUCAUGCCUCUUUCAGCAGGUGGGAAUCACAGCAGUGGUUUCUUGUCUUUAGACAAACUCGCUCAUUAUGGCAACGGGAACUCAGAAGAACAUCUUCCCACUGCAAAGCUCCGUUCAUCCUCUAAUCCUGCAGCUAGUCCAACCGAAGAAAUGGAUGCAACAGGUUUGAAGCCAACAGUUACACCUAUUAUCACUCCUGAAAGCGACACCAAAGUCACCAAAAGUAAAAUAUUCAGAGUGGGAGGAAAGGGAAGUCAGAGGAGGCAGAGCCCCCUUAAAACGCCUCCUUCAGAAAGCGUGACUGCCGGCCACGGCACAGCAGCGAUUCCGUCGGGGAACGCAGCCACGCCGGUCGUGCCAACAGUUAAAUCACUAACAGCGCCUGCAAGUCUUGCACCCGCAGCACCUCCCUCGGAGAGAGCACGAGCGGCCUCGGCCUCGGCGGCAGCAGUGCCGGCGCUGUGGGUCCGGGCCCCCCCCGAGGCCCCGGGGCACGCGCCUGCAGCAGCCACGCAGGCACCCAGGGCCCCGGGCCAGCCGGCCCCGCUGCCGCCCCACGGCCGCCUCGCCCCCCGCCCCACCGCGCCGCCCCACGCCGCCCCACCCGCCACGGCCCGCCCGGUGCUGGGGGUGCAGCCGGCCCAGCGGACCACAGCCACCGCGACGGCGGGUGGAAAACCGCGCCCGAGGAUGGAGAAGCGAGUUCUCCAAGGAAGCCACGCGGCACAGCCCAGGUCGCCAGCAAGAACCGAGCCGAGCGCCCCUGCCGCAGCCCCCGCCGUCGCCGCUCGGCCUCCCACCCCGCCGCCGGCCCUCCCAGCAGCUGUGCCACGUACGGCGAGAACCAGCGCGCCGCCGGCACGGGAAACCCAGUUCUGGCAGAAGGCUUCCGUCCGAGCCACCGAGAGGGGCAACACCGAGACUGCCGGCACACGGGCCAUACCGAAGUCGUCCCGGAUCGCGACGCCGUAUGCUCCUCUGGGCCGAAGGGACAAGGGCAGCUCUGUCAAAGGCUGGCCUGAAAAGAGUCAAGAUCAAGGAACUACCACCACCAGUCCUGUAGCCUCGGACUCCUUAAGCAGAACUCAUUUUGCAAAGCCCAGAAUAAUUGGAGGGAAAUUAGCUGCUUUUACUGUGCUAGCUAAUUCAGAUGCUUUUAUUCCUUGUGAAGCUACUGGUAACCCCCGUCCAACAAUACAGUGGACCAAGAUAUCGUCAGGGACGGAUGCUCCGGAGGGCCGAGGUGGUGGUGGAUGGGUGGUGUUUGCCAACGGCACGCUCUCCAUCGCCCGGGCGGGCCUGGGCGACCGCGGGCAGUACCUGUGCACCGCGGCCAACCCGCACGGGGCCGCCCGGCUCCUGGUCACCUUGUCGGUGGUGGCCUACCCGCCCCGCGUCACCGGUGGAAGGUGGCAGCUCCUCACCGCCCACUCCGGAAAGCCCGCGGCACUGAAGUGCAAAGCUGAGGGCAGGCCUCCUCCCACCAUCUCCUGGGUGCUGGCAAAUCAAACGCACAUCUCUGGCUCCUCCGCAGGAAAUAACAAAGUUCGUGUGGAGCCUGACGGCACUUUAAUUAUCAGGGAUGUCACCGUUUACGACAGGGGCCUCUACACAUGCAGGGCUAAAAACCCAGCGGGCACCGACACGCUGGUUGUAAAACUCCAGGUCAUUGCGGCACCUCCCGCUAUCCUGGAAGAGAAGAGACAACGUGUGGAAGGAAUGAUGGGGGAAGAUCUGAAACUCCCUUGCACCGUGCAAGGGAAUCCUCAGCCCGCUGUCCACUGGGUCCUCUUUGAUGGCACGGUGGUGAAGCCUCUGCAGUUCGUAAACGGAAAGCUGUUCCUGUUCUCCAACGGCACCCUCCACCUCCGCAGCAUCGCCCCUUCUGACAGCGGGAAUUACGAGUGCAUAGCCACGAGCUCGACUGGCUCGGAAAGGAGGGUGGUGAGCCUCGUGGUGGAACGCCGAGACACGCUUCCAAAAAUAGCUACCGCCUCUCAGGAAGUGACUCGGUUGAAUUUGGGGGAUAAGUUGCUUCUGAACUGCACGGCGACUGGGGAGCCAAAGCCCAGCAUCAUCUGGCGGUUACCCUCCAAGGCAGUGGUUGACCAGUGGCACAGAAUGGGAAGUCGAAUCCACGUCUACCCCAAUGGAUCCUUGGUUAUUGAGGCAGUCACCGAAAAGGAUGCAGGUGACUAUUUGUGUGUUGCGAGAAACAAAAUCGGAGACGAUCUGAUACUGCUGAAAGUCAGCAUCCCAAUGAAACCAGCCAAGAUUGACCGGAAACAGUAUUUCAAGAAACUGGUGCCAUACGGAAAAGAUUUCCGAGUGGACUGCAAGGCCUCUGGGUCACCCGCUCCGGAAAUCUCCUGGAGCUUGCCGGACGGAACGGUGAUCAAUAACGCGAUGCUGGCGGAUGACAGCGGACACAGGUCUCGCAGGUACGUCCUCUUUGACAACGGGACUCUGUAUCUCAACAGAGUUGGCGUAACGGAAGGAGGAGAUUAUACCUGCCACGCUCAAAACACACUGGGAAGAGACGAAAUGAAGAUACGCAUCACGGUGAUCAUGGCAGCCCCCCAGAUAAAGCACAAUUACAAGACAUACAUUAAGGUGAAAGCUGGAGAUACGGCGUUACUGGACUGUGAAGCUGCCGGAGAACCCAAGCCAAAAAUAUUCUGGUUGCUACCUUCCAGUGACAUGAUCUCCUCGUCAACAGCCAGACACUUCCUGCACGUCAACGGUUCUCUCUCAGUCAGUCAAGUCAAGCUGAUAGAUGCCGGGGAGUAUAUGUGUGUUGCUCGUAAUCCUGGGGGGGAUGAUACAAAAUUGUAUAAACUGGAUGUUGUUGCUAAACCACCCACCAUAAAUGGCUUACACGUGAACAAAACGAUCAUGACGGUGACGGCAGUGAGGCAUUCAAAGAAACAAAUUGACUGCAGGGCAGAGGGGACACCCCCCCCUCAGAUUAUGUGGAUCAUGCCUGAUAAUAUUUUCCUAACAGCUCCGUAUUAUGGGAGCAGGAUUAUAGUAUACAAAAACGGGACGCUGGAGAUUCGGAACAUAAGGCCUUCCGACACAGCAGAAUUUAUCUGUGUGGCUCGCAACGAUGGCGGGGAGAGCGUGCUGGUGGUGCAGCUGGAGGUACUAGAAAUGCUACGGCGACCGAUGUUUAAAAAUCCGUUCAAUGAAAAAAUAAUAGCGAUACCUGGGAGAAGUACCACGCUGAAUUGCUCUGUGGAUGGAAACCCUCCACCGGCCAUCAGCUGGAUGCUGCCUAAUGGCACGUGGUUCUCCAGCGGCAUCGAGACUUCCCAGUUUCUCACGGGAAGCGACGGUACCCUUACCAUCUCCAGCCCCGAUGCAGACAAAGCAGGGAAGUAUCGCUGUGCUGCCAAGAAUAAAGUUGGCUAUAUCGAAAAGCUGAUCGUCUUGGAGGUCGGCCGGAAGCCCAGUAUCCUCACUCGCCCGGUGGGGCCGGUGAGGGGCGUUAGCGGGGAGUCGCUGUCGCUCCACUGCCUGGCUGAUGGGAGCCCCAGACCAAACACCGCGUGGACUCUGCCGGGUGGCUCCGUGCUGGAUCGGCCGCAGAUCAACUGGAAAUACGUCCUGCUGGAGAACGGCACGUUGGUUAUACGGGACGCCACCGUCCGCGACAGAGGGAAUUACGUGUGUAAGGCCCACAACAGCGCCGGAGAUUCCUCCGUGACCGUUCCUGUGGUUAUCGUAGCCUAUCCCCCCCGGAUUACCAACAGGCCGCCGCAAGCCAUACACACGAUGCCCGGUGCAGCGGUGCAGCUCCACUGCACAGCCCUGGGCGUACCAAAACCAGAAAUUACCUGGGAGCUACCCGACCGCUCCGUGCUCUCUACAGAUCACCGCGGCCGAGCGUCGGGGAGCGAACCGCUUCACCCCUCGGGGACCUUACUCAUCCAGAACCCCCAGCCCUCCGAUUCUGGCGCGUACAAGUGCACGGCCAAGAACCAUCUGGGCAGCGACUUCACAGUGACGUACAUUCACGUCGUCUGAAGCAAGAAAUACAGCACGAAUGACUGUUAACAAAGUCCACAGCUGGCCUGAGUUCGUUCUUGGAGCAAGGUCAAUCAGAGGCAGCCACAGGCACGAAGGUGCCUGAAUACAUUUACAGUAAAUCAGUCUGCAGUGACCACGCAGCGAGGGAAGGGUAGACCCAGCGUUCUUACCCAGCGUUGGGCUUCUUCUGCGAUUAAACAGAUUCAGAUUAAAACAAACUUAAGGCACUUUUGCUCCACCAGCAAACAUUGAAAAUCAAAUAAAAUUACCUUUGGGGAAUGUACCUAGAAAUCUUCAGUAAAGGAUAGACCUUUUCGUAUUAAAUAUUGCCCACCGUCUAUGACUAACAUGAGGAUGGAUCACAUAAAGCAUCUGAGAACCAAAGAGCAGAUUUUAUUGUGAUGCAAAUUACUUUCUUAAUGUUUGAAUAUUUAGUAUGUUUUUUUUUUUAAUAAAUAUUCAGUGGUGAAACACGUAGUGACGUAUUUUUAAUAAUAUGACUCUUUCACACAGUCUUUUUUGCAGAACUUUGGGAUGAUACAUGCAGAACAGCUUUGUUCUCAUAAUGAAAUGAGAGAGCUCUGUUUAGAAAAAGCGCAGACUGCGUGUAGAAACACUCUAGCUUGGAAUAAUUUUCCUAUUGCCACAAAAGCAUUUUUUAAAGAUUUCUCACUAGAAACCAAUUGCACCAAUUUGCAUAUUAAUUUAGAGUUCUGAUUUCUCAAUUCAGUAGCUAGGUCUAAGAAGCAACCUUCUGCACACGAGGGAGAAAUGCCUUCACGAUGGUAGGAAAUGGUUACCGACACAUUGUACACUAACAAAUCACGGAUUGGACUGGACAAAUAAAUCUUUAAAGGAUUAAGCCAGUAA
Tyto alba (common barn owl) is the source of this 8887-nucleotide messenger RNA. It is a transcript of the gene IGSF10, whose product is annotated as immunoglobulin superfamily member 10. The record is from RefSeq and is a predicted model, not a curated record. Lineage: Eukaryota; Metazoa; Chordata; Aves; Strigiformes; Tytonidae. The transcript has 7 exons. Gene Ontology annotation, molecular function: protein binding. Gene Ontology annotation, cellular component: extracellular region. The coding region runs from base 146 to 8014 and encodes 2622 amino acids.